AUGUCCCAGGGCAAGCAACCCGACAAGCGAGCAGGCAACGUGGCACGUGAUGCGCCGUCGCGCGCGCCGCGCAACGAGGCGGUGUGGCUCUGCCAACUCGCGCCUUGCACCUCGGCAGCCCCGCACGGGACUUCCGGUGGCGUUGGAGCUCCAGGAGCAGCCAUGAAGGCGUUCCACCCGCCCACGGCCGUAUCGGCGCCACCCAUGCUCACUAACCACCUGCACACCCUCGCGCGCCGUGAUAGCCGGUUUGGAAGCGGCAACCUGACCGCCAAGCAAGGCGGCAUCAUCGCGGCGAUCCUCGUGCCCCUCUUCAUCGUCGUAGUCGUCCUCCGAGUACUCUACGAGAAGAACAAGCGCCGCGUCCCGCCCGGGGAGGACGAGGUGCGGAGCACGCCCUUCACGCGCGGCGAGGCGCCCGCUUCGGCGUGGUUUGCGCGCCGUGACGCCGAAGCCCAGAGCCCGCCGGUCCCGCCCCCGCCAUACGUUACGUCUCUGGUCGCACAGCCGCUCAGCAUGCCCUCGCCGCCUGCGGCGGCACAUCUGCCGCCUAGCCCCGUGACGAGUCUGCCGCCAUACCGGCCUUCAGCGAAAUAG
Molecule: messenger RNA, 597 nt
Organism: Vanrija pseudolonga
Lineage: Eukaryota; Fungi; Basidiomycota; Tremellomycetes; Trichosporonales; Trichosporonaceae
Exons: 3
Coding region: 1-597 (198 amino acids)
Source: RefSeq, a predicted model, not a curated record